AUGGGGAAGCGCGGCAGCCAAUGGGCUCGUCGGCGGGGCCGCCUUGAGUAUUUGCAUAGCGUCGCGUCGCGGCCAAUGGCCUUGCGAGCCGCCUUGGCAAGCGCCCUCUCGCUGGGCAGCGCGGAGAGGGCUCCACCCGGCCGGGCUUGGGGCGGCCGCGACGGCUGGCCGGGCGGCCGCUGGUGGCAGCAGAAGCAGCAGCAGCAGAAGCGGGCGGAGAGAAUGGCUGCGGCUGCGUGCGGCUCGUCCGCGGACCGGCCGCCCCAGGAGCCUCCGGAGCCGCCUCCUCCGCCGCCGCCCGGGGAGCCCGCGCCGCCUCCGCCGGCGAGGAAGCGCGGCGGGGAUUCUCGCCGGCGGCAGGCCGCCCUCUUCUUCCUCAACAACAUCUCCCUGGACGGGCGGCCGCCGUGCCUGGCCCCGGGCAAGACGCCGCUGCAGUCGCCGCUGCAGCAACAGCCGCCGCCUCCGCCGCGCCCUCCGCCUCCGUCCUCCGCCGCGGCCCCCGGAGAGCGGCCCGACGACGAUGCUUUGCCCGCCUCGAGGCUCCUGCUCGCCACCCCGCCGGGGCUGCUGCUUCCCGCCGCCGCCGAGCUGGACCCUUCCCGCGGGCUGGGCGCCGCCGCCGCUGCCGCCCUCCUGCCCCAGCUGCUGCUCGGCAGUCCGCUCUGCCCCGUGCCCGCCCCGGCCGUCGCAGUCGCCGCCCCGGCCGGCCUCGCAGGGGUCUUGGCGAAGCCGGGCGUCGCCCCCGCGGGGCUGCUGAGCCCCACCCAGAGCAUCGCCGCCGGAGGAGGGUUCCCCUUGGAAGUCCAGAGGCAAAGAACCAAACACGUAUCUGGAUCACCAAGACAUAAAGGCUUGAAGAAGAUCCACUUCAUCAAGAACAUGAGGCAGUAUGACACAAGGAACAGCAGGAUAGUAUUAAUUUGUGCUAAACGAAGUUUGUGUGUGGCUUUUUCUAUCAUGCCCUAUGGGGAGAAUUUUCGGAUCAGUGAACUGAGACUAGAGGGGCAGAAGCAGAGACAUCCUUCUGGUGGCGUUUCGGUCUCUACGGAGAUGGUGCUAGGAAUGGAAGGGGUCGAGCUAGGAGCCGAUGGCAAGGUUGUGUCCUACGCGAAGUUCUUGUAUCCGACAAACGCUCUCGUUGGCCGCAAAAAUGAUGUCCAUGGUCCUGUCCCUGUGUGCCGAGCCUCCGUUCUGCGGAGUACUGGCGGAUCAAGAUACAAAACUGCAACAGCCAAAACAAUACCUUCCACAGCAGAUAUUGGAAAUGAAGUUGGCGAGUUAGCAGAGUACAACCCCAAUCUCCUGGAUGAUCCUCAGUGGCCCUGUGGGAAGCACAAACGUGUCCUCAUCUUUGCAUCGUACAUGACCACAGUAAUAGAAUACGUGAAACCAUCGGACCUUAAGAAGGAUAUGAACGAGACGUUUAAAGAGAAGUUUCCUCACAUCAAGCUGACGCUAAGCAAAAUCAGAAGUUUAAAGAGGGAGAUGCGGAACCUGAGUAUGGAAUGCAACCUGGAGCCAGUAACUGUGUCCAUGGCUUAUGUUUACUUCGAAAAGCUUGUCCUGCAAGGCAAGCUCAACAAACAGAACCGAAAACUGUGUGCUGGUGCUUGUGUGCUGCUUGCAGCCAAGAUUAGUAGUGAUCUCAGGAAACACGAGGUCAAACACCUUAUAGACAAGUUAGAAGAAAGAUUCAGAUUCAACAGAAGAGAUCUCAUCGGAUUUGAAUUUACCGUACUUGUGGCUUUGGAACUAGCCCUCUACCUUCCUGACAACCAAGUGUUACCUCACUUCCGACGUCUUACACAGCAAUCCUAGCCAAAGCUGCAUUCUAGCAGAAGUGCCGGUACUUAGACGCUGAUUUUUGGUGUUGGCAUCUGUUCCUUUCUCGUGCCACAAUAUUGAACAAUGUUGUGUGUAUACCCGACAUGAAGACUGCAGUGGGAUUUUUGUGGAGCUACGAAGAUGGUGCAGACGCCACAGAUUCCAUGUGUGAGAAGUGGCAGAC
Molecule: messenger RNA, 2011 nt
Organism: Lacerta agilis (Sand lizard)
Lineage: Eukaryota; Metazoa; Chordata; Lepidosauria; Squamata; Lacertidae
Gene: CABLES2
Product: Cdk5 and Abl enzyme substrate 2
Exons: 9
Coding region: 1-1821 (606 amino acids)
Biological process (GO): regulation of cell cycle
Source: RefSeq, a predicted model, not a curated record